Molecule: messenger RNA, 5186 nt
Organism: Tarenaya hassleriana
Lineage: Eukaryota; Viridiplantae; Streptophyta; Magnoliopsida; Brassicales; Cleomaceae
Product: DNA helicase INO80-like
Exons: 23
Coding region: 277-4659 (1460 amino acids)
Biological process (GO): DNA repair
Cellular component (GO): Ino80 complex
Molecular function (GO): ATP hydrolysis activity; DNA binding; ATP-dependent chromatin remodeler activity
Source: RefSeq, a predicted model, not a curated record
UCGUGUCUCGUCUCUGGCCUGAGACGGGCGCAAGUUAACAAUCGGUACUUAUUCGGCGCAUACUAACAGUGUCGAGUCAAGUGCGCCCGCCGUCCACCACGCUCCGCUUUCUCUCCUUUUCCCUUUCGACCAUGGUGUCCUCUAUCGUGUUGGAUUAGGGUUCCUACUCGACACAAAGUUCUUCAUACCUUCUCGUGAAGAGCUCUUCCAUCCCCUUAUCAGCUCUAGGGUUUGGAGUCUCCGGAUUUUCUGCAGUAUCUCCAUCUUCCGUCGGCCAUGGAUCCUUCAAGGAGGCAACCGAAGGACUCGCCAUACUCGAAUCUCUUCAAUCUCGAGCCGUUGAUGAACUACAAAGUUCCGCAAGCUGAAGAUGAUUUUGAUUUCUAUUGUAGUAGUCAAGACGAAAGCAGAAGUAAUCAAGGUGGGGGAAUGACGGCAAAUCACAGUAAUGGGUCAAUAUCAGGGGCAAGAUCAAACAUGAAAAAGAGAAAGCAGUGGACAGACACUGAUGAUGGAGAGGAUGAAGAUGACUUUUACCAUCCACAAAUUACAGAAGAUCGCUAUCGAUCAAUGCUCGGUGAGCAUAUACAGAAGUUCAGAAGGAGGUCAAAGGAGUCUCAACCAAGUUCCAGGAAUGCGGGUAGUUACAGGACUAGGAAACUUGGGAAUGAUUACAAAGGAAGAUACUAUGAUAUGGACAACCCGCCUGAUCUGAUGGCUGAUGUGAGCCCACAAAGGCGGGGAAGCUAUCAUGAUCCAGACACUACCCACAAAAUAUCAUAUGAACCUUCUUAUUUGGAUGUCGGUGAUGGUGUCAUCUAUAAAAUUCCCCCAAGUUAUGACAAACUGGUGGCAUCAUUGAACUUACCAAGCUUCUCAGAUAUUCAUGUGGAAGAAUUUUACCUGAAGGGGACUCUAGAUCUGGGGUCAUUAGCAGAAUUAAUGGCCAAUGAUAAAAAACCUGGACCAAGAACCCACAAUGGAAUGGGAGACCCUCAACCUCAAUAUGCAUCUCUUCAAGCUAGAGUAAAGGUCAUGUCAGCUUCAAACUCCAUGCCAAAGUUCAGCCUCAAGGUGUCAGAAGCUGCAAUUAAUGCUUCCGUUCCAGAAGGAGCUGCUGGACAUACAGCACGGUCGAUUUUGUCAGAGGGUGGUGUUUUGCAGGUUUAUUAUGUAAAGGUUCUGGAGAAGGGAGAUACGUAUGAGAUUGUUGAACGGAGUCUACCUAAAAAGCAGAAGAUGAAGAAUGAUCCUGCAGUCAUUGAGAGAGCUGAAAGGGAGAAAAUUGGUAAAGCCUGGAUCAACAUUGUCAGAAGAGAUAUACCCAAACACUAUCGAAGUUUCACCACUUUUCAUCGGAAGCAAUCAAUUGAUGCCAAGAGGUUUGCAGAAUUCUGCCAAAGAGAGGUGAGAAUGAAGGUGGGUAGAUCAUACAAAUUGCCAAGGGGUGCACCAAUUCGCACCAGGAAAAUGUCAAGAGACAUGUUGUUGUUUUGGAAGCGAUAUGACAAGCAGAUGGCAGAAGAGAGGAAAAGGCAGGAAAGGGAAGCUGCAGAAGCUUUGAAGCGUGAACAGGAGCUUCGAGAGGCAAAAAGGCAGCAGCAGAGGCUCAAUUUUCUCAUUCAACAGACUGAGCUUUACAGUCACUUCAUGCAGAAAAAGGCCAGUUCGAAGCCCUCGGAGGCCCUGUCAAUAGGAGAUGAAAAGCCAAUUGAUGAAGAUAAUCCCAAACCUUCAGAUACUGAGCCUUCAGGCGAGGAAGAUUCUGAAGAUGCUGAACUGAAAAAGGAGGCCCUGAGAGCUGCUCAAGAUGCAGUAUUUAAGCAGAGAAACUUAACAAAUGUCUUUGAUUCUGAAUGUAUGAAGCUACGACAAGCUGCUGACUUAGAAGGCCCUUCAAAUGACAUUUCAGUUGCGGGCUCAAGCAAUAUAGAUUUGCAUAAUCCGUCCACAAUGCCUGUUACAUCAACGGUUCAGACUCCAGAAUUAUUUAAAGGUUCCCUCAAAGAGUACCAACUGAAAGGGCUUCAGUGGCUGGUCAAUUGUUAUGAACAGGGUCUGAAUGGCAUACUUGCUGAUGAAAUGGGUUUGGGUAAGACUAUUCAAGCCAUGGCUUUCUUGGCACAUUUGGCUGAGGAAAAACAUAUAUGGGGCCCGUUUCUGGUUGUUGCCCCUGCUUCUGUCCUGAACAAUUGGGCUGAUGAAAUUAGCCGUUUCUGCCCUGACUUGAAAACUCUUCCAUAUUGGGGAGGACUACAAGAGCGGAUAAUAUUGAGAAAGAAGAUCAAUGCAAAGCGUCUGUAUCGAAGGGAUGCUGGUUUCCAUAUUUUGAUUACCAGCUAUCAGCUAUUAGUAGCUGAUGAAAAGUAUUUCCGCCGUGUGAAGUGGCAAUAUAUGGUGCUAGAUGAGGCCCAAGCAAUCAAAAGUUCCACCAGCAUAAGAUGGAAGACCCUUCUUAGUUUUAACUGCCGGAAUCGCUUGCUUCUGACCGGCACCCCUAUCCAGAAUAACAUGGCAGAGUUGUGGGCCUUACUGCACUUCAUCAUGCCGACAUUGUUUGACAGCCAUGAACAGUUUAAUGAGUGGUUCUCAAAAGGAAUCGAGAAUCAUGCUGAGCAUGGAGGCACUUUGAACGAGCAUCAGCUUAACAGAUUGCAUGCAAUCUUAAAGCCAUUCAUGCUCCGACGAGUAAAAAAAGAUGUGGUUUCUGAGCUAACUAGGAAGACGGAAGUUACUGUGCACUGCAAGCUGAGUUCUCGACAACAAGCUUUCUAUCAGGCUAUUAAGAAUAAAAUUUCUCUGGCCGAGUUGUUUGAUAGCAAUCGUGGACAUCUUAAUGAGAAGAAAAUAUUGAAUUUGAUGAAUAUCGUUAUCCAACUCAGGAAGGUAUGCAACCAUCCAGAGUUGUUUGAAAGGAACGAAGGAAGCACAUAUUUCUAUUUUGGUUUGAUUCCCAAUUCCCUUCUGCCCCCUCCCUUUGGGGAGCUAGAGGAUAUACACUAUUCUGGUGGUCAAAAUCCGAUAACAUACGAGAUUCCUAAACUGCUGCACCAGGAGGUGCUCCAAAGUUCUGAAACAUUUUGUUCUGCAGUUGGGCAUGGGAUAUCUAAUGAAUCCUUCCUGAAGCGGUUUAAUAUAUUUUCACCACAUUAUAUUUAUCAUUCUAUAUUCCCACCAGAUAGUAAGGUAGAUCAGGUAGUUACUAGAAGCGGAACGUUUGGCUUUUCACGCUUGAUAGAUUUCUCACCAGCAGAAGUUGGAUUUCUGGCUACCUGUUCCUCCAUGGAAAGGCUAUUAUUCUCUGUUCUGAGAUGGGAACGACAAUUUCUGGAUGGGAUAGUGGACUCGCUUGUGGAAUCUAUGGAUGAUGAGCUUAGUGGUGAUUAUGUCAAGCGAGGAAAAUUCAGAGCCGUGACAAGAAUGUUGUUGACGCCAUCGAAAAUUGAAACUAGUUCACUGAAAAAGAAAUUAGCCACAGGGCCGACUGAUUCUCCAUUUGAAGCAUUGGUGAUUUCUCAUGAUGACAGGCUUCUUUCAAACAUCAAACUUCUCCAUUCGGCAUAUACUUUCAUCCCGAAAAUUAGAGCUCCACCGGUGAAUUUUCAUUGCCCGGACAGAAACUCUGCCUACAGAAUGACAGAAGAACUACAUCAGCCAUGGCUUAAGAGGCUAUUAGUUGGUUUUGCACGUACAUCAAAACAUAGUGGACCCAAUGAGCCAGAUGGAUCUCCACAUCCUUUAAUUCAAGAAAUUGAUUCAGAGCUUCCUGUUUCACAGCCUGCACUUCAGUUAACAUACAGAAUAUUUGGUUCCUGUCCCCCUAUGCAAAGUUUUGACCCGGCAAAAUUGCUUACUGACUCUGGGAAGCUUCAGACACUGGAUAUAUUGUUGAAGCGCCUUAGAGCAGGAAAUCACAGAGUGCUCCUUUUUGCACAAAUGACAAAGAUGCUGAAUAUUCUUGAGGAUUACAUGAAUUAUAGAAAGUACAAGUACCUCAGGCUUGAUGGGUCUUCCACCAUUAUGGAUCGCCGAGAUAUGGUCAAGGAUUUUCAGCAUAGGAGUGAUAUUUUUGUAUUCUUGCUGAGCACCAGAGCUGGAGGCCUUGGUAUUAACUUGACGGCUGCCGACACUGUAAUUUUCUACGAAAGUGAUUGGAAUCCAACCUUGGAUUUACAGGCUAUGGACAGAGCUCAUCGUCUGGGUCAGACAAAAGAUGUAACUGUUUAUCGGCUGAUUUGCAAAGAGACCGUAGAAGAGAAAAUUUUACAAAGGGCGAGUCAGAAAAAUACUGUGCAGCAGCUUGUUAUGACAGGAGGUCAUGUUCAGGGUGAUCUCUUGGCACCGGAGGAUGUUGUUUCAUUGCUUCUGGAUGACACACAGCUUGAGCAAAAACUCAGAGAAUUUCCACUACAGGUGAAGGACAAGCAUAGGAAAAAGCAGUCUACGAAAGGUAUACGAUUAGAUGCAGAAGGGGAUGCAUGUUUGGAGGACCUAACAGAAGCUGCAGGACCAGAAAACGGGCAGGAACCUCCCCAAGACCCGGAAAAGGCAAAAUCCAGUAACAAAAAGAGGAAAGCUGGUUCAGAGAGGCGAGUAGCUUCGAAACCAAGGAAUUCUCAGAAAACAACCGAAAAUAUGCAUAUUGAGACGGAUGGAUGAUCCUCUUCAGAAUACAGACUGGCAAACUUAAGAGGCCAAAAAGAGCCCGAGCGACAAAUGAGAAUCUCGAACCCGUGUUUUCAGCCAUGUUGGCAUCAGACGCAGAACCUGAGUAAUGGUCUGAGCAGCUCCGGUACAGCAGCUGAGGUGAUCUAUCGAUCGAGAAGCCAACGGGAGACAAAAUGGAGUGAAGAUGUUAUUCACAGGCAGGGCUUUAGCUUUAAUAAAUAUCUAGCGGUGGUUCUCUUAUCAGUCCUGCCCCGAGUUUUUGGCUGUUGAAGAGAUGAAGCAGAGGGCAGAGUGAUGCAACUGUAUAGAUAUUAGAUAUCUGUGUAGAAGUAGAGUUGAUUAUAUGUUAUUGAUUGUAUCAAUGGAUGUUAUCACUAAUCAUCCUCUCAUAAAGCAAAUAGCUAAGAUGUGUUGAUUCUGACAAAGUAGACAGAGACAUCAGGUAUCAUCAACUGAAGUGAUUUCUUUGGUGGAUUGGACGCGUUUCGACCCGUUAAAGUUCAAAUAUUCAGAAUAUU